Cotesia glomerata is the source of this 1943-nucleotide messenger RNA. RefSeq names its product cell division cycle protein 20 homolog (gene fzy). Gene Ontology annotation, molecular function: protein binding; anaphase-promoting complex binding; ubiquitin ligase activator activity. The transcript has 6 exons. Gene Ontology annotation, cellular component: anaphase-promoting complex. Gene Ontology annotation, biological process: anaphase-promoting complex-dependent catabolic process; positive regulation of ubiquitin protein ligase activity; positive regulation of anaphase-promoting complex-dependent catabolic process. The record is from RefSeq and is a predicted model, not a curated record. Lineage: Eukaryota; Metazoa; Arthropoda; Insecta; Hymenoptera; Braconidae. Bases 137 to 1708 code for a protein of 523 amino acids.
AUUAGAAUAAAAUAAAUCGUGUUAAAAAAUAAACAGCGUUGAUAAAAAAUAUUGAUAUUUAGAUUUUAUAAAUAGACUUGUUGCUUGCUUGGAGAUUGUUGCUUAGUAUUAUUAUUAAUUAAUAAAUUUACUAAUUAUGUCACACUUGAGAUUUCAAAAAGAAUUGAGUAACAUAACCCGCAUGGACGACGCUAUCAAAGGACCUGCACCUCGAUGGCAGAAAAAAUGCUUGGAAACAUCCGCCAACUUGAGUAUGUCGUUAAAUAACUCGAGAAAGCCGAUGAGCAACAGCUCGAUGAUGAACAUCAUGGUUCCCGGCAAGACACCAACAAAACGUGCGGAAACACGGACAAAAAAGACACCUAAAAGUGGGAAAAAGUCUCCAAGCCGCAAUGCGACAACUCCGAAGACUCCAAGUGGUGGAGAUAGAUUUAUUCCUUCAAGGACAACGACUAACUUCGACCUGGCCUACCACAAGCUCACCCAAGCCAAGCUUGAGCAAGAUACGAACAAAAACGAGACCAGUCCUACGAAAAAAGAGAUGCAAAGAUUAAUUGAGACGAUGACUGGGGUGGAUAUCAGCAACCAGCGAGUCCUGUCUUACCAGAACAAGGCUCCAGCUCCUCCAGAGGGCUAUCAAAACCCAUUGAGAGUUGUUUACAGUCAAACAAAGACCCCAGCUAGUGUAAAAACUUCAUCUCGGUACAUUCCUCAAGCUCCUGAUCGUAUUCUCGACGCUCCUGAAAUUGUUGAUGACUACUACUUAAAUUUAGUUGACUGGUCACCAAGUAACAUUCUAGCAGUAGCUCUCGGCUCGACAGUCUACCUUUGGAACGCCGCUUCUGGAACAAUAGAACAGCUGUUCGAGCUAGAAAAUAACGAAGUGGUUUGCUCAGUAGCUUGGAUCCAGGAGGGUCCUUAUUUAGCAGUAGGAAUGCCUUCUGGUAGUACCGAGCUCUGGGAUUGCAGUCAAAUGAAGCGUGUACGAAUUAUGAACGGACAUGCUGCAAGAGUUGGGUCUUUGGCUUGGAAUUCUCAUAUUUUGACUACUGGCUGCAGAUCAGGACAGAUUGUACAUCACGAUGUACGACAACGGGAGCACGUAGUAGCAGGUGUAAACGGCCACUCUCAGGAAGUUUGUGGUCUUAAGUGGUCACCCGACGGCAAAUAUUUAGCAAGUGGUGGUAAUGAUAAUAUGCUUCAGAUAUGGUCAGCUGUUGGUGGACAACAUCACGCGCAUAAUCAAGCAUUAUACUCGUUUAAUCAUCAUCAAGCCGCUGUAAAAGCUCUAGCCUGGUGUCCAUGGCAGACGAAUAUUUUGGCUAGUGGUGGUGGUACUGCUGAUAGGACAAUUAGAUUUUGGAAUUGCAAUAAUGGUACCUGCUUAAACACCAUCGACACUAAAUCACAAGUAUGCUCAUUACUCUGGUCAACGACCUACAAAGAAAUAGUAUCAGGACACGGAUACGCCCAAAACCAGCUAACAAUAUGGAAGUACCCGUCGAUGGCGAAAGUUGCCGAAUUAACCGGACACACCAGCAGAGUUUUGCACCUGGCUAUGUCCCCAGACGGAACGACAGUGCUCAGCGCCGGUGGAGACGAGACACUGAGACUCUGGAAGUGCUUCCAGACAGAUCCUCUCAAGAAGAAAAAAGAGCACACUGAUGUUAAAUCUGUCGCUUCUAAAUUAAAACAAUCUAUCCGAUAAUCAAUUUAAAUUAACUUUUAUUAUUUAUAUUUAUAUUUAAGCUUAUACUUUGAUUAUUUUGUUUACCAAUUACAGGACAAGGAUCUUUACAUCCUGAAUUAUAAUAAUAUCUAGCUGAAUUGAACUAUUUAUAAUAUUUUUUAUAAUUGGUGAUUGCGAUUUGAAAUAAAUGCCGUGUAUUUUGGUAUAAAUCAUCAAUUUUGAAAUAAUAAAAAAAGCAUGAUAAUAAAUAUUA